AUGGCGGACGCAGAUAGCCAACAAGAUCUUGGACGCGCUGACUUCGUGCCAACGGGAGUUGCAGCUCAGUACAACCAGCGCUUUGAAGUUGGCGAUAAGGUGUGGGUUAGGAUAUUCCCCCACGAUCCCAUGAUCGUGGCGUAUGUCAAGAAGGCGUCAUAUAACAACGAGAGAGGGUGCUGGAUAUACACAGUACAGGAGACCGAUGUCGACGGAAAUUGGCAUGGUAGGGAGAUGUCUAGAAAAGAGAACGCUUUAGAAAGGGCAUAA
Venustampulla echinocandica is the source of this 270-nucleotide messenger RNA. RefSeq lists its product as uncharacterized. The record is from RefSeq and is a predicted model, not a curated record. Bases 1 to 270 code for a protein of 89 amino acids. NCBI's taxonomy places the organism in Eukaryota, Fungi, Ascomycota, Leotiomycetes, Helotiales, Pleuroascaceae. The transcript is spliced from 2 exons.